Molecule: messenger RNA, 528 nt
Organism: Cladophialophora psammophila CBS 110553
Lineage: Eukaryota; Fungi; Ascomycota; Eurotiomycetes; Chaetothyriales; Herpotrichiellaceae
Exons: 2
Coding region: 1-528 (175 amino acids)
Source: RefSeq, a predicted model, not a curated record
AUGGACGGUCAAGGAGACAGGGAGAUUCUGGCUGGGAGACCCAGACUUGCUACCAGUACAUUUGAAGGAAGCCCGAAUUCUGACCUACGGCUACAUCGCCGCUGUUAUAGCAAUACUUGGGAAGCCCUCGUCGGACACGAUGCUAGUGAUAAAGCCGUGCUCGCAUUCUACGCCCGACUCCUUGUGGACAAAUUGACCCCUUCAAUGCUCUGCGAUCCUGACGGUCACCUCCUGGACGCGCUCAGACCAAACUCGGUGAUGUUGAGGAAUAUCACUGAUAUGUUUGUCCCUAUGAUGAAGAAGCCGGCAUGCUCGCAAUUUACCCGAUGGGUGAAUGUUGACAGCAUAGAGAUUGUACGCGAAUCUUUGCCUGCCCCCAUUCUCGAUGGCACAGAGCGCCGUGGCCUCCCAUAUGAUCAUAGAAACAUGUGCCGGCUCGAAGGUCGAACUUUGCCCGAAUAUAAGGCCAUUGUUGCUGCACUUGUGCGGUAUGCUUUGGGGGAUGAGUCUGUGGUUGCGGGACGAUGA